CAAAUUACAUAAAAUCGAGCUGUGUAUGAUCAAUCAAUCAAAAUGCCAUAACAAAGCUAUUUAAGCGGAAUCACAAUUUUUACACAUAUUUUGCAAUGCAUUCCAAUUCGGUAAUCUUAUCCGAAAUUAUAGUUAUUUAAUUAUGUAAGGUCAUUAAAUUAGUAGUAAGUACGCAACUACGCAUCAAACAAAUUGAGUACACCAUGGAUCACUAUCUGACAAUAUACAGAAAGGACUAUCUUUGGCCCAACUUGCCUGGCUCCACGCCAGGCCUGGUGUCUAGGGGAGGACUCGCUGAGGUUCCAAAACUCUCCGGGCAAGAACUUGCUUUCUACCAAGCAUGCAUGCAGUACAGUCGGCCGCCAGACUGCAGAUGUCCCCAGUACUCUGGAGGAGAGAUGCCACAACUGCCUCCUGGGAAAGAAGGAGGAUGGAGUAGAAAUGAGAUCAUGGGGCAAAUGUUGGAUCCAAAACUUUAUCCAGUCCGUGUGGGAGCAGCCCCUGAAGCGCCAACGUCGCGUUACGACCAACCAAAUGCUUUCUUAGAUAAGCUCCAGUCCAAAUACCCGAUGCUGUAUAGCAUCCUACAGAACGAGGCCUCCCCUGAGCUGAAGCAGAGGAUAGAUCGUGAUCGAAAUAAAACUACUUACCAGGUGGACUACUGCGAGUCAGGUCCUGGCGCAAAGUUCGAUGGUCUCCAGAGAGCAGCAGAUGAGAGUGGCAUUGGGCCGUGUGCUCAACCAAUGCGGCUGCCCGGAGACCCUUGCAGAGUGGGUCCUAAACCCAGGAUGACGACCGCUAAGACGAUCUCGAAGCAGGGUGCUGCAACCGCUGGCAGUGAUCCGAGGGCGAAAUGCGAAACCACAUCAGCCACCCCACCGCUGGGCAAAUCUGAAUAUCAAGAUGGAGUAUCGAAACUCGGCGCUAUCAUCAUGAGGGACAAAAUACACAGGAGAUAAUAAAUCAUCGGCGAUAUUAUGUACGAAAUGUAAAUCAUGGAAUGAAAUAAAUGUGUCUACAUAGUAA
Maniola jurtina (meadow brown) is the source of this 1026-nucleotide messenger RNA. RefSeq lists its product as uncharacterized. The transcript has 6 exons. The record is from RefSeq and is a predicted model, not a curated record. NCBI's taxonomy places the organism in Eukaryota, Metazoa, Arthropoda, Insecta, Lepidoptera, Nymphalidae. The coding region runs from base 204 to 959 and encodes 251 amino acids.